UCUUGACAAUGUUUAGAAUGAAUGUGAGGUGGAAAAAAAUUAGUCUUUUAAUUAGAGAUCAUUACAUAAAAAAAUUAUUGGAGGAGAUUUUUUUUUCUGCAGAUCCAUUCAUCGGAGCUACCUUCGUAGGAGCGGAUCUUGAGUUCUUUUUUUUUUUUUUUAAAUACACUUAUUUAUUUAUGAUUUUGCCAUUCUACGGAGCUCCACAGAAUGUAUGUCUAUACCUGGAAAUGUAUAUAUUUUCAUGUCUAAAUUUUGAAAUUACCCCCAUUUUUUUUACUAUUGACGGUAUUUUCCCUUUAACAAUCAUUGGUUCCUUUACGAGUUGGAGGUUAGGGUUUUUAAACGAAGGGAAUUGUUAUCAGGAAAAUACCGCAAAUAGACAAAAAAAUUGGGUUCAAUUUCUGAAUUUAAUCAUAAAAAAAGGUUUUUCUAGAUAUAGACAUACAUUCCGCGGAGGACCUUUUGCGGACCUCCGCGGAACCAUGAAAUCUCCGCGCAGAGUGGGCAAUUUCAUAAUUUCAACCAUAUUUUUUUGAGAAAAACGAAGGGAUCUUCUUUUGGUCCUCGUUCCUCUUCAUCACUCUGCAUCGGGUCGCAUAGGCUUCGAUCGAAGACUUCAAAUCCGACGACGACUUCAACUCCGACGAUGACUUCAACUUGAAACGACUUCAAAUCCGGCGAAAUCGAGGCAUAUAACUCUUUCCAUCACCGAUGGACCCCGAAUUCCUCGAUGUUAUGGCCGAUGGAUACGGUUCCCGACACGAAGAUCUCAAUAAAAAAGUGAAAUUAACCUUGAAAGGCGUGGUGGGGACUAUCAUUAAAAAGUAUUUUCCGCGCCUAACACAAUCACAACGAGUAUUAUUCGAAGCUUCCCCCUUUGGAAUAUUCUUAGGAAUGCAUAUCCCACAUGGUGAUCCCUUACUUGUGCAUAUGAUAAUGUUCCACGAAGUAAGGUGUCAACAAAUAUUUGAAAUGGGGAGGUUUCUGUUUGAUAUAGAGGGGGUCCAGUUGGAUUUUGGUGAAACUGAAUAUAUUCUGAUUUGUGGUUUAAAAGUUGGUCCUUAUGUGGAUUUACUCCAUGACGAAAAGGGCCAGUCAAAUUCAAAGCUUCGUUCUCGGUUGUUCCCAGAUAUUUCUGAUGCACGUUUGCGGCUGAAAGAUUUAGAAGACUUGAAUAUGUCCCCGAAUUAUUUGGCACUAUAAGAUGAAGAUGUUAUGAUGCUUAUCCAGCUUGUUUUUAUGUUGAAGAUGAUGGGUUUUAGCCAUAUGAACAUCCCUAUGUGCACAUGCAAUCCUAAUGCUUGGAUCUAGGUUUCUCUAAUUGAUCAUACAUUGAA
This is a messenger RNA of Lactuca sativa (garden lettuce), 1340 nucleotides long. Lineage: Eukaryota; Viridiplantae; Streptophyta; Magnoliopsida; Asterales; Asteraceae. The record is from RefSeq and is a predicted model, not a curated record.